Penicillium subrubescens is the source of this 1233-nucleotide messenger RNA. It is a transcript of the gene flbB, whose product is annotated as protein flbB. Gene Ontology annotation, cellular component: RNA polymerase II transcription regulator complex. Gene Ontology annotation, molecular function: DNA-binding transcription activator activity, RNA polymerase II-specific; transcription cis-regulatory region binding. The record is from RefSeq and is a predicted model, not a curated record. NCBI's taxonomy places the organism in Eukaryota, Fungi, Ascomycota, Eurotiomycetes, Eurotiales, Aspergillaceae. The transcript has 5 exons. The coding region runs from base 1 to 1233 and encodes 410 amino acids.
AUGGCGUCUGGCGGGGUUUACCCUUUAGACACGCAGCAGUUGUCUGCUUCAGCGCAACCCGAAACUCCAACUAGAGGUACCUUUGGCACUGAGUUCUUCAAGAUCUUCGCAGGUCCCAAGAAGGUGACUCGAGAUGGUGCAGCUCCCAAACGCCGCGGCCCCAAGCCCGACAGCAAGCCCGCUCUCACUCGACGACAGGAACUGAAUCGCCAAGCGCAGAGGACUCACCGCGAGCGAAAGGAACAAUACAUGCGAGCGUUGGAGACCGAGGUGUCACGGUUGCGGGAGGCUUACACCACUGAAAUCUCCGAUGCGAACGUCGCUCUCCAACAACACAAGGAGAUGCUCCAUACAGUGCGAAAUGAGAAUGAAAUCUUGAAGGAAAUCUUGGCUACUCACGGCAUUAAUUAUGCACCGGAGUUGGAGCAGCGGAUGGCGGAGCGUGGCCCGCUGGCUGGAUUCCAGUCGAGCCCCGUCGCACCUAGCAGCACCGGAUCGAAUACCGCCGCCUUCACCAACGCAACGAGCAACCAGAAUGUCACACCAGCGACCUCGAUUUCAACGGGCUUGAGUCCGCAGGUGACCGGUGGCGUAGACCAUCCCGACAUUUCUCCGAUGGGCUUCGUGCCUCAGCAACAAGUAUACCACGCAAGUCCGAGCGAAAACAUGGCCAUGGACCGGUCUGCGUGUCAGGUCGUUGAUACCCCCGUGCCAGCACUGCGCGGUGUCUUUGAGAGUGAUCCACAGCUUCAGAUUGACUUUAUCUUAACACUCGAAGGUCCCUGCCGCGAACAUACCGACUACCUCUGCCGUCGAUCAAUCACAGAAGCCGAUGACGAGGACAUGCCCUUCUCCGGCCACGCCCUGAUGGCCACCUGCCCACCACCCAGCUACAUCGCCAACACUACCCCCGAACAGGCAUACCCACAUAAGACCUACGAUCUACCUCUCGCCAAUCUCGGCACUCUGCUCAACCUGAGUCGCCAGCUUGUCACCGACGGUCAGAUCACGCCAAUCAUGGCACUACAGUGCCUGAAGAACCAUGAGCUGUAUCCCUCUCUCAGCCGCGAUGAUAUCAAGGUGAUCAUCGAGACGCUAAACACCAAGGUCCGCUGUUACGGCUUCGGUGCCGUCGUCGAAGAUUUUGAGCUCAUUGAUUGUUUGAGUAGUGUGCUCGGCACGACAGUGGAUUUGAGCGUGUCCCGAGUCCGGGGCGACUCUAUGUACUCUUGA